AUGCUCGCACAAGUGACACCACCCCCAGUCGUGGGUGCGAGGCAAGUCACUGCCGGGGAAACGAGGGCAAUUACACGGAAGAUCACAGGCCCACCGCGGACCCUGACAUCUCAAGAUUGCGCCGUUACCUCGAGAGGGUACUGCGAAAAAUGGGCAGUUGCCCUCUACACGAGAUGGACGGCGCCGUCAGGUUGUCCAACGAUUGUCACGCCGUCGCCGGAUCUGACGUACUUUGAAGAAUGCGGGCUUCCCAACCACAUGCCCGUUUUCGUGAACGGAGGAUACUACUCGCCGGGAAUAUGCCCGGAAAGCUACUCCAUCGGCUGCCUGGCGGGUCCCAUUGACGCGCAGGUCAAUGGCGAACCCGUUGACGAGAACGAGACUGUGGGAUUUUGUGUUCCAACGAGCUAUCGAUGUGUCUCAAGUAACGGUGGCACGUAUCAUGCGACUCGAUCAAGGUCCACAGCGUUGGCGUACCAGAUUCGCUGGCAGUCCAGCGACCUCAUCAACCUUCCGGAGCAUCCCAUGGCGGGAUCCAACUUCGACCCCAACAUCGAGACCAUAACCACACCAGAGAUAGAGUCCUUGUCCACGUCGGAGACUUCGUUGUCGUCCGGUUCCUCAUCUCAGCCAUCGCCCUCGAACUCCCAGCCAACACGUUCGCCCUUGCAAUCCGCAGAGGGCGACGCAGCUCAAAGGCCUCCUGUUCUUAUCAUCGUUCCCGUGGUCAUUGGUACCAUCAUCCUUCUCGCACUCGUGGGUUUCUUCUGGUUUUGGAAGGUCCGCCGCCGGCGCCGAAGACGUGAACAGGAAGGCCAGCAAAUAAGCGAGGCAACCGGCGGCCGCAUUGAAGGAGGGGAUUGGAAUGGCCAAGGUCCUGGCCCUGGGCUCGCAGAACUCCCAGCCAUCUCAAAACCGGUAGAAAAGGACGAUGAUAGCUUUUUCGUCAGGCCGCCAGUUGAGAUGGACGCUACGCAAACCGCAAUGCCGAGUGACGCGCCACCAGUGCACUCGCCUGACCAGUCGAAAGUUGCGAGAGACUGCGCGCUCGAUACAGUCUCUCCGUUGUCCGAGCUACGGCUGGGAAUCGGGUACGAGCUGGACGACGGAGAUCGGGGUAUGUCCACUGUGACGCCUUCUGUAACAAAACGAGAGAGUGGCGAUGCCUGGGAGCGGCAGGAGCUGAUACGAAGACAGUGUGAGUUGGAGGAGCGGAGAGCAAGGCUGGAAGAGCUUGAAGCCAUCGAGAAGGAGCAAGCAGCGAUUCGGCGGAGGUUGUCGGCGCUGUGA
This is a messenger RNA of Verticillium nonalfalfae, 1290 nucleotides long. RefSeq lists its product as uncharacterized. NCBI's taxonomy places the organism in Eukaryota, Fungi, Ascomycota, Sordariomycetes, Glomerellales, Plectosphaerellaceae. Bases 1 to 1290 code for a protein of 429 amino acids. The record is from RefSeq and is a predicted model, not a curated record. The transcript has 2 exons.